Messenger RNA from Colletotrichum higginsianum IMI 349063, 1455 nucleotides. RefSeq names its product Phosphate transporter. Gene Ontology annotation, cellular component: membrane. Gene Ontology annotation, biological process: transmembrane transport. Gene Ontology annotation, molecular function: transmembrane transporter activity. The coding region runs from base 1 to 1455 and encodes 484 amino acids. The transcript has 5 exons. Lineage: Eukaryota; Fungi; Ascomycota; Sordariomycetes; Glomerellales; Glomerellaceae. The record is from RefSeq and is a predicted model, not a curated record.
AUGAUGGGUCAACAGUGGCGCUUUGUGAUGGGGAUUGGUAUUGGCGCAGAAUAUCCUCUCAGCGCUGUUAUCACCUCUGAGUGGUCCAGUACCCAGUCGAGGGGAACCAUGAUCUCUUCUACAUUCAUGAUGCAGCCCAUCGGCCAAGCACUGGCCCAGCUCGUAGGUCUCUGGGUACUCCUCGGUCGCGAAAAAAGUGAAGGUCUGCAGGCAAUGCAGUGCGGUCUCGAUUUGAAGUUCGACAAGGAGUGCCGCCGCACCGUGGACGGUAUCUGGCGCAUCGUCAUUGGUUCCGGGGCUGUCCCCGCCCUGCUGGCCAUCAUAUUCCGCUUUUUCCUAUUCGACUGUGGACUGUACAGUCUUGAAGUCAGAAAUAAACCUGGGAUAGCCCUAAGAAAUACGCAGAGGGUCUACGGCGCCCCUGCUGGCGCGACGGCGGGAUAUCCCAUGACCCCCAACGACGGUGUGCACGCCACCGACUUACAGCAGCCCAUGCCUAUUCAGUUUUCCAAGGACGAUUUGUACAAGUAUUUUAUCGAAGAUGGGAAUUGGUACUAUUUGUUAGGUACUGCUGCAACAUGGUUCUUCCUUGAUGUGAGCUUUUACGGUCUCAGCUUGGACAACAGAGGCACUCUAUCCGACAUGUGGGCGACUACCGGGCCGACGCCCAUCGAUGAUAGGUUACCGUGCUGGAACUCCAAGUUUCCGGACGGAAACGCAACAGCACGGAUUUGGAGUCAGACAGGCCUCCCCGUCUGGCAGACAGAUGCAACACUGCCAUGCAACACCAUCUACGACGUGCUCCUGGAACAGGCAAAGCAGUACCUGCUGACCGUGUCCAUCGCUUCCAUCGCUGGCAGCGCCUGCUUCGUUAUGGCCGCCAACCGCAUCCCACGCAGGCUGUGGCUGACCGUUUCGUUUUUUGUUCUGGCCAUAUUGUUCGUAAUCACGGGUUGCGUGUACUACGGCGUCAACCGCACCCCCGGCGCACCGGCCACAGUGGUGUUUGUGGCGUUGUGUCAUUUCAUGUUCAACUUUGGGGCGAACACCCUUACUUUCAUCAUCCCUGCCGAAAUCUUUCCGACGUGUUAUCGCUGCACGUGCCACGGCAUCUCCGCCGCCGCCGGCAAGCUGGGCAGCAUCGUGGCCCUCCUCGUCGUCUAUGGCAUCAACUCGUCCUACACGGCCGCCAACCGCCAGGGGCUCAUCUUCCUGCUCUUUGGUUCCUUCGUCGCCGUCGGCGCCGUCUUCUCGUGGGCGUACCUACCCGACUCACAGCGAUGGACCGUAGACGAGGACGGCCGCCGCGUGCUGGAGCAAAAAACGCUUGAGGAGCUGGGUGAGGGCCGCGAACGAGCGCGGCAGCUAGGGGAGGUCAUCACCGUCAAAGAAAAGUGGCACGAUCUGAAGCGGAGGAGAGCGUCGCCGGAGCCAUCCCAGGCUACGGACCCGUGA